Messenger RNA from Strongylus vulgaris, 243 nucleotides. Lineage: Eukaryota; Metazoa; Nematoda; Chromadorea; Rhabditida; Strongylidae. The record is from the annotation of a GenBank genome assembly.
AUGACCUGCUUAGUGUGGACAAAAGAACGGCAAAUCUACAAAGACGCAUUCAACACCGCUUCUUUUCAAAACUUCCCGUUGCAAGAUAAGACGGAUAUGCGCGAUUGGGGCAUUCACGUAAGUCGAAGAAACAAAGCGCUAAAGAUAUGGAUGUCCGUGCGGCUAAAUGGACUUGAAGGACUGCGAUACUAUCUCAACAAUGUAAGCAUCUACGGUCUUUAUGUGGAGCAGUUAAAAGAGUGA